AGAAGUCGCGUACUGUUAUCAAACAUUCAUUCGUUGUCCUAUACUAACCGAAACAGUUUCAAAACUGGUUUCGAUUUUUCUCUUGAAUCCGUUAAAACUUCUUCCUUCCAUAAUAUUCAAAACCAUGAUCGGGGUAUUUUCUUCGAUUCCAGCAAUGCGGCUUCAAGUUUUAGUGACUUUAAUGUUAUCAGUUUAUUUGUGUUCGUCUGAAGAAGAAGACAGUGCAAAUUAUCUUCAAAAUGCUAUUAGGGAUCUCAGUAGUGCUACCAGGAAACAAAACCCAGUACAAGUUCUCAUCGAGCAAAAUAAGGAAUCGCAUUUUGAAGAUAACUCAAACGCCGAAAAUCGAGUCGGAGUUCACGAAAAUCAGAUUCCUCCACUUUCCUUAACAAAGGGUGAACUAAUGGCAAUUUAUGAAGCUGCCGCAUCUAACGGUGGAAAGAUUUUGAAUUCUCCACCACAAUUUACUCAGAAACCAUCGAAACACUCCGACGAAGAAGAAUACUAUUACUAUUACAUUCCACUUAAGAGUUUUGUUUCAUCUCACGUCGAAACAUCUAAAGGAUCAACCUACUCUGACGGGUAUAAUUCGGAAUCCUAUUACUACCCAGGAACAAAAACUUCAACCCCAAACGCGUUAUACAAUUACCAUACUCAUAAUCAUCAGGUAAACGUAAAAGUAGAAGAAAUAAAGUCGGUAUCAGAAAAGAAGAAAUCACUUCAACCUUUGUUUAUGGCAAUAUCAGGGUUUAUAGGAAUGGCGGCUAUGAUUAUAAUAAGCAUUUUGUGUUUGCCAAAAUUUGGAAAAAUUAAAUUUAGAAGUGAACUGGACGACGUUAGUGGCAUGUCUCGUGUUGCUCUGCAAGUGUUAGAUGGCGAGGACUGUACAGAAAGGUUUAAGUGCGAAAUUGGAAAAGCUGCUUAUACCUUCAGUUUGCACAAUAACAGGUUUACUAAAUUAUUAAAAAGGCUACUUCCUAAAUAUUUCGGUAACCAAAUAAACAAAAUCGGAAAAUAUGCCCAAAAAAAGGCUAAAUGUUCGGCAAUACCAUGUCAGAAACGAUAGUUAAUUUUGUAGAUAUACUUAGAAUCUAUGAUUUGUGAUAGUUCAGCCAGU
Messenger RNA from Agrilus planipennis (emerald ash borer), 1117 nucleotides. RefSeq lists its product as uncharacterized. The record is from RefSeq and is a predicted model, not a curated record. Lineage: Eukaryota; Metazoa; Arthropoda; Insecta; Coleoptera; Buprestidae. Bases 125 to 1066 code for a protein of 313 amino acids. The transcript has 4 exons.